AUGCUUGAUGAAAACAACGAGUUGGUCAGAACAUUUAGGCGCAUUCGACAAGAUCUCCAGCUUUCUUCCACACCAAAUCUCCGACUCAGAAUCUUUGGGAUCAAAAAUAGGGAGGAUAGAGAUAUCAUUGUUGACCAUCGAGGAGAAGGGCUGAAACGUAUAACAAGCCUCAACCCAAAAUUCGAGGCUCUUCACUUCCCAUUGCUAUUCCCGUACGGAGAAGAUGGGUUUCAUCCUCAAAUAUCUUAUAAUGCCUCCUUUUGUCCAGCAUCCAUGCGCAGAAUAUUUGUUACUCAAAAAGAGUAUUAUGCUUUUAGACUUCAGUAUCGAUUGAAUGAGGGGCAUACACUGGUUCAAAGUGGCAAGGCAUUGCAACAUUACUGUGUUGAUGCAUUUUCAACAAUUGAACUCAAUCGCCUGGCAUUUCUUAGAACUCAUAAAAAAGAUUUAAGAGCAGAAGUUUAUCAGGGGUUGCAGGAUGCUUUUGCAAAGGGAGACAUGGAUGGAGAAAAACUUGGAAGAAUUAUAAUGCCAUCAUCUUAUACAGGAGGACCAAGAUAUAUGCAGCAACUAUAUCAUGAUGCUAUGGCAACCUGUCAACAUUAUGGUAACCCAGAUUUAUUUGUUACAUUUACCUGUAAUGCUCUUUGGGAAGAAAUUGUUGAUGCUUUUGCAGAUAUGGUUGGACCAAACAGCGAGUUGAAGCCUAUGGUGGUCUGCCGUGUGUUUCACAUGAAGCUUGCCAUAUUAAUUAACGAGUUUAAAAGAGAAUCAUAUUUCAGAAAAACGAUAGCCAGUGAGUUACCUGUAGAUGACCUUUCAUUGUAUAAAAUUUCUUUUAUUGUUUGA
Molecule: messenger RNA, 849 nt
Organism: Linum trigynum
Lineage: Eukaryota; Viridiplantae; Streptophyta; Magnoliopsida; Malpighiales; Linaceae
Source: the annotation of a GenBank genome assembly